AUGCGGCGCGUCGCCUUCACAGGGAAUUUGCUACUACCACCGCUCCUCACGGCGGCGCUUUUAUUGGCGCUGUGUCACGCCGCGGCUCUUCUGCGAGUAGUUUCCGCUGCAGCGGUGCAUCCGCCGAUCAUCUCCCGCGAGUUGCGCCGACUCCCGGACACCGCAGGUGUUUUGCGCGCAAUAUUCCGCGGAUCCAGGAACUCCGGAGUUUUAACAUCGGCGCGAAGCGCGAACCGCAGUGCGACAGCGGCAGGUGGUCGGGGGAUACGCGAUGGCCCGAUCUGCGGUAAAGAAUCGGCGGAAGUUGGCGCGGUGCGGGGAUAUGCGGCGCUUUGCGGUGACGAGGCCGCGCCGCAGCAAGGGCCGCAGCAGUGGCAGACGCAGGGGGGAAAGCAGCAGGAGGCGGGAGAGGCACCGGAGUGGGCGAAGCGGGAGCAGCAGCGGUGGGAGCGGGACCAGCGGCCGCAGAGUGCAGAGGAGAUUGCGAUGCAGGAGGAGCACUGGCGGCAGCAGCAGGCGCUCGUGAAACCGCGGCUGCGGCAGUGGCGGCAGCAGGCGAAGCGGAUGAGACAAGUGACCCGAGCUAAGGAGGCUGUGUGGGCGGCAGAGGCGAGGAGCAGAUGGGCGGCAGCGGCGCGGGCGGGGGAGAGGGCGGCAGGGGCGGCAGGGGCGGCAGGGCGGUUUGCAGUGAUGACAGAAGACGACAUGGAUGACAUGAUGCCGGGCGGCACACUCUCCUGGCAGCGCCUGAAAGCCACCGCCACUGCCGCCCAUCCCGACACUCCCGACAAUCUCCAGGCCACCAUCGCCACCGUCAAUCCCGAGGGAACCGUCACUCCCAAGGCCACCGUCACUCCCAAGGGGGCAGCAAAGCCAUGCUCCCCGCGACACAGCAGCCCGGUGAUCAAAGUCUUUUCAGUGUCAGACAUCGCCAAGCGCACGCGGUACUCUCCCCACCAGACCGUCACCCUCGUGCUGUACCGCUCGCUCUCCCUCUCCCGCGGGCUCCUCUUCGGCACCAACUUCUCCUGCACCAUCUUCCGCUCGCGCUCCCUACCUUCCCGCCACUCCAUCUCCCUCUCUCGCUCCGAUGAGCCGGUGCUGCGCGUGCACAACGCCAGCAACAUCCUCUUUAUAGGGAUCGCCCUGCGCAGCGCCGUGCGAAACUCCUCCCCUUUCUGCGAGACGCUGCCCGAGUACGGUGCCCUCAUGGGCUUCGAAAUCAUCUGCCCGGCUCUCCACAUCUACCGCUCCUUCGGAAUCCAGUUCACUCAAGCUUCCGUGCUCGGCCGAAUCGACGUCUUCCGAUCUGGUUACACGAAGCUAGACUCUCUCUUUGUAACUGCUCCUGGAACGUACGAGCGGUCGCCUGGAGUGAUUCGCAUGGGCAUGUGUGGGCUCGGCAUGACCCUCGUUUCCUCCAAGAAUGUAAUCACCAACAACGAUGUGUUUGGCGCGUGGGAGUUGAUUAACCUCUACCGGGGAUCGAUCGGCGUGAAAGUGCAUAAUAAUUUCCUGCAUGAUUAUUUGUUCGCGGGGUUCCGGUGCGGCGCUGACGUGCACUACUCGUGGGACUGCAUGCUGACGUCAGUCAAGAACAAUUUUGUCUUCACGCCUCAGUCCAAGGGCCGCCUGACGUUUGACUCGGCGGGAAUCUAUUUCUGCACUCACUGGUUCAACCCUGGUAGCACCGUCUCCUGCAACUAUGUGAUAGGCGGGGACCACUGCUACUACCUCGACUACUGCACAUCAGGCGUGGACAUCACAGGGGGCGUGUGCGCGCAGCUUUGGGACGGCGUGAAGCUCAACAACGGCAAGCGCAACCGAGUCCGCAGCCUGCUCAUGGUCAGCCUGGGGCAGAGCCCGGGGUACAUUACCUGUCUGACAGUCACCAUCAACCACUGUGGGAAGGACCCUGGGACUUAUUGGGAGCGGAUGCGCAAGCGAUACUACAACUCUCCAGAGAUCAAUAAGCUAUGGCCGUGGAUGAGGCACGUGUGCAGGCAAACACGCAUCGGCACGCAGUCCUGCAACCCCGCGGGACACAAGGCUCUCACCUCCAAGCAGACUGGUGCCUGCAGCGGCCUGCCCACUGAGAACGACGUUGAGCUCAUCGCAGUAGAUGCCGAUACAAGCCGGCCGGACGAGUACCGGUACUGCGGGCGCGUGCCUGCUGCCCGGAAGGUGAAUCGGCAGGUGCUCUACAGGUACACUGGCGACGAAAUGCGGUUUCGCGAUUAUAGUAAAGGGGAUUACGGUCAUGCCAUUCACCGCAGCGCUCACAAUGCCCCCUGCGUAUCCCGAGCAGCAGGAGAAGCAGCAGAAGGUGUAGGUGCAGCAGCAGCAGCAGCAGCAGCAGCAGCAGCAGCAGCAGCAGCAGCAGCAGCAGCAGCAGCAGCAGCAGCAGCAGCAGCAGCAGCAGCAGCAGCAGCGGUGCGCAGGAUGGCCCUAGCAGCCAACAUGCCAUCCACUGCAGCACUGACGAUGCCCCCUGCGUAUCCCGCCCCCUCGCCUAUCGGGUACAGCCCCGGCAGCGACACACUCUCGUAA
This is a messenger RNA of Closterium sp. Yama58-4, 2550 nucleotides long. NCBI's taxonomy places the organism in Eukaryota, Viridiplantae, Streptophyta, Zygnematophyceae, Desmidiales, Closteriaceae. The record is from the annotation of a GenBank genome assembly.